Molecule: messenger RNA, 1595 nt
Organism: Agelaius phoeniceus (red-winged blackbird)
Lineage: Eukaryota; Metazoa; Chordata; Aves; Passeriformes; Icteridae
Source: RefSeq, a predicted model, not a curated record
CCUCCUGUCACCCCCGUGCCCCUCAGGGUCACUUCAUUGUCCCCUCAGUGUCCCCACACCGCUCGUGUCCCCUCUGUGUCCCCAUCUUGUCCCCAGUCCCUUCCGGUGUCCCCUCUGCUGUCCCCAGGUGUCUCUCAGUGUCCCCCAGGGUGUGGUGGCACCCAGGGAGGUGGCACUGAGGGUCCUUUGUCCCUUCCCUGUCCCCUCCCCUGCGUCCCCAACCUGCCCCCCCAAGUGUGGUGUCACCCCUGGGGUGACACAGGUGACACCGGGGUGACACUGGGGUGACAUUGCUGUGUCCCCAGAUGCCACCAUGGCCACCAGCCGCUCAGAGGACGAGGAGUCCCUGGCAGGGCCCAAGCGGGGCCCGGCCACCCCCGUGGGGACUGUCCCCAAACGGCGCAGCUCCUCCAGGUUCAUCAAGAGGCGCAAGUUCGACGAUGAGCUGGUCGAGUCCAGCCUGGCCAAGCCCCCCAGUGCCCUCCCAGUCCCUCCCAUUAACCCCAAUCAAUCCCAGUUUAACCCAGUCAAUCCCAGUCAAUCCCAGUGGUUCCCACUCCCCUCCCAGUGGCUCCCAGUGUCUCCCAGUGUCUCCCAGUGCAUCCCAGUUUGGUGUUUAGGUUCAUCAAGAGGCGCAAGUUCGACGAUGAGCUGGUCGAGUCCAGCCUGGCCAAGCCCCCAGUGCCCUCCCAGUCAAUCCCAGUCAAUCCCAGUUAACUCCAGUCAAUCCCAGUCAAUCCCAGUCAAUCCCAGCUCCCUCCCAGUGCAUCCCAGUCCCUCCCAGUCCAUCCCAGUUUGGUGUUUAGGUUCAUCAAGAGGCGCAAGUUCGACGAUGAGCUGGUCGAGUCCAGGCCUGGCCAAGUCCUCGAGGGCCAAGGGGGGUCCCGAGCCCCCCCCCAGACCCGGGGGGGCCGCGGGGCCGGCGGGGGGGGGAGGGGCGGCCGCCGAGCCCCCCCCCGGGAGAGAGGAAAAAGGUGUCCCGGGCCGUGCCCCCCCCCGGCCCCCCCCCGGGCCCGGGCCCCCCCCGGCGCUGCCCAAGAGGCUCAAGAAGAGCAAACCCAGCCCCGCUCCCCGCGACCUGGGCAGGUGGAAACCUGCGGAUGAUCUGCUGCUCAUCAACGCUGUGCUGCAGACCAACGACCUGACCUCGGUGCACCUGGGGGUGAAGUUCAGCUGCCGCUUCACCCUGCGCGAGAUCCAGGAGCGCUGGUACUCGCUGCUCUACGACCCCGUCAUCUGCAAGCUCUCGUGCCAGGCCAUGCGCCAGCUGCACCCCGAGGCCGUGGCCGCCAUCCAGAGCAAGGUCCUGUUCAGCAAGGCCGAGGAGCAGCUGCUGACCCGAGUGCCAUCGAGCCCGGUCCCGUCCCUGGACACCUUCCAGGAGCUGCUGCAGCGCCACCCCUCCGUGUUUUACCCUGCCAGGACCCCCAAGGCCCUGCAGCUGCACUGGCAGCUCCUGCGCCAGUACCACCUGCUGCAGGACCAGACAGUGCAGCCCCUCCCCAAGGGGGAUCAGGUCCUGAAUUUCUCUGACGCCGAGGAGCUGCUGGACGAUGGCAAACUCAGGGACGUGCGGGACGAGGUCCUGGAGCACG